GCGCAAUGCCCUCUGGGAAACGCGGUCCGGGGAGCGCGUUCGAAGGCGGCGCUGAAGGGGCUCCAGGCCCUGCUGAGACUACGCUUCCCGUCAUGCUUUGGGCCGACGCAGGAAACCGUCUCUAGCUGCGGGUGGCGGUGCUAGUAGUGGCGCGUGAGCUCUUCUGCGGCGGCAGGCGCGCUUUGGCCGCGUUCCGAGGCAUCCUCUCCCCUCCCGACCCUUGCGGCGGGCAGCCUGGGCGAGGCGCCAUGGGCGGCGAGGAAGAGAUUGUGCGCAUCGCCAAGCGGCUCGACAAAAUGGUCGCCAAGAAGAGCGCGGAAGGGGCAAUGGAUUUACUAAAGGAACUGAAAAGUAUGCCAGUUACUCUGGAUUUAUUGCAGUCGACUCGGAUUGGGAUGUCUGUGAAUGCACUCCGAAAGCAAAGCACAGAUGAAGAUGUGAUUGCCCUCGCCAAAUCACUUAUCAAGGCCUGGAAAAAACUUCUAGAUGCCUCAGAGGAUAAAAGUGAUGAGAAGAAAAAGAAUUCUUCUUUGCCAACUUCGUCUUCAAAGGAGAGUGGUGACUCAAAAGACCAAAGCUCCACUAAAAGACAGGACCCUCCGAAGACCCCCACCACUCCAAAAAUGACCACCUUUCCACCAUUGCCUGUCACAUGUGACACUGUGCGUAACAAGUGUAGAGAAAUGUUAACUUCUGCCCUCCAGACAGACAAUGACUAUGUAGCCAUUGGUGCUGACUGUGAGCAAAUCGCUGCCCAAAUAGAAGAAUAUAUAUACCAAGAUGUCAAAAACACAGACUUGAAGUACAAAAACCGUGUCAGGAGCCGCCUCUCCAAUCUGAAAGACUCCAAGAAUCCUGACCUCCGAAAGAAUGUCUUAUGCGGGGUGAUCACUGCAGAACAAAUUGCAGUGAUGACCUCAGAGGAAAUGGCCAGCAACGAGCUGAAGGAGAUCCGGAAAGCCAUGACCAAAGAGGCUAUUCGGGAGCAUCAAAUGGCUAAAACAGGAGGAACGCAGACUGACCUCUUCACCUGUGGAAAGUGUAAGAAAAAGAACUGUACCUAUACCCAGGUACAAACCCGCAGUUCCGAUGAGCCAAUGACCACUUUUGUUGUGUGUAAUGAAUGUGGGAACCGCUGGAAGUUCUGCUGAGACACCUGUGACAGGAGCAGCAACAGCCAAUCGUGGGCCAGAUCUCCACAUUACAUUCCCACUAAGACCGCCAGCAAAUUUUGUACUGUUGUUUGUCACCGAUUUUGCUUUGUGCUCUGUACAUCGUCCAGGUGAGGAGGGCCCAGCUAUCUGCACACCUAGGAAUGGAGGAGCAGGAGCUGGGAAUGGAAGUUGGGAGGGUACCAGAUGGAGAAUUUGUGUGGACUGACCACCUCUAGAGUUUCUCAUCCUAAUCAGUAUUGUGAGGACUUGGAAAAGUAUUAAACAUUUUUGGUUUAUUCAUUUUUAAAAAAACUCAUUGGCCAGGCAUGUAGUCUUGACUCUCAUAAUGUGCAAUGGCUUCUUGUUGCUUUCCUUGUUUCCAAUUGCCUUUUUCAGAAGCUCUAAAGAACAUUCGUCCCACUCUCUAGAACAAAGAGAGAACAAGGCCCCCGUUUUUGGUACUUAGGGUGUCAUUUUAACUGCCACUGCGUGAAGCUUAGGCAUAUCUUACAAAUUUCAACUCAUUCUACCUUUACUUGGAAAUCAGGUUGUUCUCAAUCAAGGCUCUUUGGAAUUUUUUCAAACUACAAUUCAGAAGAGGUUUUUUGGGAGGGGGAUGUGAGACCAGUUCCAAACCAGUUUAAAUACGUUGUGUACUAUAGAUGUUCCCCUAGAACCAAGCUAUAAGAUAAAACAGAGAAAGAAAUGUGUCCACAGAGAAACAAAGGUGUCUUUGUUGAGGGAUACAUAGGAACAAACUACACUGAGAACAAACUUCAUGAAGACUUUCUCCAUUAGUUGGUUCACAUUGGCCAGUACUUGGUGGUGUGUUACAAAAGGGGCAGGCCUCAUUCUCUUGCUUUCUAUUCUAGUUUCAUGGUUGUAAACUUGAAGCCAUGUGUUGAACCAUUCAGAUUUUCUCUGUGUACACCAGUUGUGGCUCCUGUGCCUUUCAAAUUAUUCUGCAAACUGUCAUUUGCUGAAAGUGCUAAGAAUUCUGUUUGAGAUUCCUGGCCUCCCCAAGAGGGUAGGGUGCCAUUCCUUGUUUAUACUCACUAGAAAUGCUUCUGCCUUUGUAUUCAUACAGCAACCUCUGAGAAAGGGCUAGGCUCCAUCAUUCAUUUGGGUUGGAUGUGUAGAGAAAAAGAGAAUGUCAGCCAUAGAACUGAGCGAGUGACCAGCUUUUGAGGAGGGGUGUCAUCAGCACACAAGUAUUGGAGGCUGGCAAAAGAGGUGUCCUGUAAUGCUGAGGGAAAGACAAGAAGAGAUCUGAGAGAGGGAGAAACAGAACAAAGCUACUAAGGGAGGAAGUAAAGAGGUGGCAGUUUUGCUUUGUUGGUAAGUUUAAAGCCUGGAACGUGCUGCCAUCACCUACUUAGCUGAAGUAGCCAAGGGGCAAGGAAAGCAAUAGGAGCAAAGUACUGCCCCUUGUAACAGGAAAGAAUGCAGCUUUGUAGCAGGAGAGUGCCUUUGCAAAAAUCAAACAAACUCAGAAUGAUUUGGAUUGCAUCUCUCUCUCUGUGCUGCUUUUAGCAUUCUGUGCCUGGAUUUUUUGUUUGGUUUGUUUUUUUGGUUUUGUCUCAUGUACAGUUGCAAAUGAACAAACUAAUAAAAUUUGUAAAUGAACAA
This is a messenger RNA of Sceloporus undulatus (fence lizard), 2783 nucleotides long. RefSeq names its product transcription elongation factor A2 (gene TCEA2). Gene Ontology annotation, molecular function: nucleic acid binding; zinc ion binding. The transcript has 10 exons. Gene Ontology annotation, cellular component: nucleus. The record is from RefSeq and is a predicted model, not a curated record. Bases 249 to 1151 code for a protein of 300 amino acids. Lineage: Eukaryota; Metazoa; Chordata; Lepidosauria; Squamata; Phrynosomatidae. Gene Ontology annotation, biological process: transcription elongation by RNA polymerase II; DNA-templated transcription.